CUCUGUGUCUCAUCUGUUACUGAAGUUGAUACCUGAAAUAGAGGACUCUGUGGAUGGCCAACAGAAGCAGCAGAAUGUGUUUUGCUCCCUCUCUCCCUGCUGCCAUUGUUCUCCUUCUAAUUCUUGGAGUUUUUCCAGACUCCUGUAAGGGAAUCAUAGGAGGAAAGGAAGUUCCAUCUCAUGCCAGACGCUACAUGGCUCUAAUCAAAGGACUGGAUAACUGUGCAGGGACUUUGAUCAAAGAAAACUGGGUGCUGACAGCCGCUCACUGUAACUUGAAGGGCAAGUCCCAAAUUAUUCUUGGGGCCCACACUGCAUCUCAGAAAGAGAAACUGGAACAAGUAUUUUCCAUUAAGAAGGCAAUUUCUUAUCCAUGCUAUGAUCCAGAAUCCUUUCAAGGGGAUCUUCAACUUCUGCAGCUGAAUGGUAAAGCAACUAUAACCAAAGCUGUGGGAAUCCUUCCAAUACCAAAAAAAGAAGAAGAUGUCAAACCCCACACCAAGUGUCGUGUGGCAGGAUGGGGAAGUACCAAAAAAGACUCAUGCACAGUCUCAAAUGUCUUGAGAGAGGUCAAUGUCACUGUGAUUGACAGAAGAGUUUGCAAUAGUGCAGAGCACUAUAAUUUUAAACCUAUCGUUCAGAACAACAUGAUCUGUGCUGGUGGCAGGAACGGUGAAGACGAUUCAUGUGCAGGGGAUUCUGGAAGCCCUCUGAUAUGUGAUAACAUCUUUAGAGGUGUCACUUCCUUUGGGAAGUGUGGUAAUCCCAAGAAGCCUGGAGUCUACAUUCUUCUUACAAACAAAUAUCUCAGCUGGAUACAGAAAACCAUUGCCGGAGUCAUAUGACACCCUUCCUUCAAAACACACCCCUGAUGUAGCUGCCCAGGGGUAAAGCAAAGGGGUUUAAACUUGACCAAUUCCAAGAAGCUCUGGGCAGUCCUAAACUCUCUGCACCCACCACAGCCUGUCUGAUGCAGUCAGCAAUGAAAGAAACAGCUUCCUGCCUGCCCUGCUCUAUGAUUCCCCAAGACCACAGCUUUACACUUAACUCUCUCUCCAUGGCAACAGAGAACCUUAAAAAGAUCCUCAGUUCAGAGAUGCUUUGCUUUGCUCAGAAUUUGAGGACUCUCACUUUCUUGUGCGCACUUAAUUCCAGGAAAAAUAUUCCUCAUUCUUCCAAAUUUGUAUGGCCCUUAGAAUUUAUAACUUGAGCUGCUAUUCUGUAUGGAAGUUCAGGGACAGAUGGAAAGUUUCUUCCUAUGUGUUUUUGUGGGUUUUAAUUUUUUUUUAACAAAAAAAUGUAAAGACAAUUGGAAAGAUCAGUGUGUUUAGAUAUUUGAAAUUUUGAAGUUUGAGGCCAGGUAUAGUUCAAGGUAAUUGCAUCACAUCGUAAUUACAGGUAGACCAAAGUUUCAUAUGCUAGCAGGCCUCUGUUCAGCCAGCAUGCUGUUGUGCACUACACCAAAAAUGGUCAACUUACGCAUGCAGGCAUUAAGUUUACUUCAGUGAUAUUCUUAAAGAAUCAUGUUUUAUAACAAGAAAGUGACUUCUUUAUCAUCUACCUAUGCUUUUUCUCA
Nannospalax galili (Upper Galilee mountains blind mole rat) is the source of this 1576-nucleotide messenger RNA. Its product is annotated as granzyme A-like. Lineage: Eukaryota; Metazoa; Chordata; Mammalia; Rodentia; Spalacidae. Gene Ontology annotation, biological process: proteolysis; negative regulation of oxidoreductase activity; positive regulation of apoptotic process. Bases 54 to 845 code for a protein of 263 amino acids. Gene Ontology annotation, molecular function: serine-type endopeptidase activity. The record is from RefSeq and is a predicted model, not a curated record. The transcript has 5 exons.